CAUAUAUUCUCCAUAUGUUUCUCUCUUCCCAAUUUCACUUGUCUUCCCAGCUGCUUCCUAUUUGUUUGCUGCUUCUGUCACUUAAGAGUUCAACCCAGAAAAUAGGAUGGCAACCACUGAGACUCCAAAGAUGAUCUACGACUUCACUGUCAAGGAUGCUAAGGGGAAUGAUGUGGAUCUUAGCGUUUACAAGGGAAAAGUUCUGCUCAUUGUCAAUGUUGCUUCUAAAUGUGGACUGACAAACUCAAACUACGCGGAGCUGAAUCAACUAUAUGAAAAGUAUAAAGAUCAAGGAUUCGAGAUACUGGCUUUUCCUUGCAAUCAGUUUGGUGCACAGGAACCGGGAAGUAAUGAAGAGAUUGAAGAGUUUGUCUGCACUCGUUUCAAAUCAGAAUUUCCGAUAUUUGACAAGAUUGAAGUAAAUGGUGAUAACUCUGCUCCACUGUACAAGUUCUUGAAGUUAGGCAAAUGGGGUUUCUUUAAAGAUGAUAUUCAGUGGAACUUUACCAAGUUUCUAGUUGACAGAGAUGGGAAAGUUGCUGAUCGCUAUUACCCUACAACUGCUGCCCUUAGCCUCGAGCAUGGCAUAAAGACGCUGUUGGGAGUAUCAUGAAUGCUUAAAUAUGAAGGCUUCAACGGGGUCAUAGCACAGUUAAGCAGUAUGCAUAUGCUUGCCUAUUGUGUAUAGAAAGGAAAAAAUAAAAAGCUUGCUUUGUGUCUCCCAAGACUUGUUAAUGUUUGAUUAAGCACAGUACCUAUCAGUUCUCCAAACUGAAGAAACUUGUUAUAUUCCUUGUGUGGCUGAUUAACAAUGAUCUUAUGUGCCAAUGUGGUACAGAAGCUCAGUACUACAUAUAUAGUUUCAAAUCUUGAAAAUC
Rosa rugosa (rugosa rose) is the source of this 878-nucleotide messenger RNA. Its product is annotated as probable phospholipid hydroperoxide glutathione peroxidase. The transcript is spliced from 6 exons. Gene Ontology annotation, biological process: response to oxidative stress. The record is from RefSeq and is a predicted model, not a curated record. Gene Ontology annotation, molecular function: glutathione peroxidase activity. The coding region runs from base 107 to 613 and encodes 168 amino acids. Lineage: Eukaryota; Viridiplantae; Streptophyta; Magnoliopsida; Rosales; Rosaceae.